Molecule: messenger RNA, 2847 nt
Organism: Hordeum vulgare subsp. vulgare (domesticated barley)
Lineage: Eukaryota; Viridiplantae; Streptophyta; Magnoliopsida; Poales; Poaceae
Product: sphingoid long-chain bases kinase 1-like
Exons: 9
Coding region: 400-2652 (750 amino acids)
Biological process (GO): sphingosine biosynthetic process
Cellular component (GO): cytoplasm; membrane; intracellular membrane-bounded organelle
Molecular function (GO): kinase activity
Source: RefSeq, a predicted model, not a curated record
CAAAGAAACUCCACACUCCUCCCCAGCUAGACGGACUUUUCUUCUCCACCUUCCUCCUGUCCUGUGCCUUUCCUCUUCCUCCCCGAUCCCUUCCUCCGCCACGCUGCUCUCAUGCUCUGCCCUACCCAAUCUCUCCUAUAGUCCACGUCCACCACCGCUCCGCUCCGCUCCGCUCUGCUCCCCCAACAACCCCGCCGCUGACGCGCGUCGCCGCCAUCGCCGUCGCCGUCGCCGUCGCCGCUCCUACUUCACCGCGUCGCUGCCGUCUCCGCACCCGUCCGCAAUCCUGGACAUUGGUUUUUGAGGGCAAUUGGGGUCAUCAUGUGUCAUACACUUCUUAAGCUCUAUCAAACUCCUUACCCGUUCCGAUGCUCUUAAGGUCCUGUUUAAAACAAAGAGAUGGAUGCAGCUGAUCUAGAGAAUCCAACAUCCAGAAACGCAUCUCAGAAAUCCAGCCGCCGUUCUAGUAGUCGCCGUUCUCAAAAGUCAGCUGGACAGCAAUCUUCCCCCACUGUAUUUCCAGAGAAAAGAGGCAAAUCUAGAUCUUUGAGGCAAAAGCAUGUGACUGUUGACAAUAAAGAUGCCAAAAGGGGUAAAAACCAUGAGCGUAGAACUGAUACGGUGGAUGAGAGGUCCAAUUUUGUAGGUUUCGAAGUCUACGCUGGCAAACUGUUUUUUGACAGGAAAAAUAAAAGUAUAGGCGUGGAUGGAAAAUUGUCAUCAAACAAGAAAGCUGAUACAACUGAUGCAAGACUCACAAGUAAAGCCCUUAUAUGGGGUUCCACUGUACUCAGCCUUGAGGAUGUCAUCUCUGUAUCCUAUAAUUCUGGUGUCCAACAUUUUACUUUACAUGCAUAUCCUGGUAAGAAGUCUCUAUUUGGAAAGACACAUAGAGUUCGGAAGGACUUCCGAUUUAUGGCCUCUACACUAGACGAGGCAAUUUUGUGGGUAACAUGCUUUGCAGAACAGAACAUAUACAUUAAUGUACUGCCACAUCCUGCAACAUCCAGUAUCAAGGAAGACACAGAUGCCCCCCUUGGUGGGGUUUUAUUUGAUUACCCACCAAUCAAAUCCAGAACUCCGCAGAGAAUACUUGUUAUAUUGAACCCUCGUUCUGGACAUGGUCGGUCAAUUAAAGUUUUCCAUGAAAAAGCAGAACCUAUAUUUAAGCUUGCAGGUUUUCACAUGGAGAUAGUUAAAACUACUCAUGCUGGUCAUGCGAAGUCUCUCGCGUCUACUUUUGAUUUUGGCGCAUUCCCUGAUGGGAUUGUCUGUGUUGGCGGUGAUGGAAUAGUAAAUGAGGUGUUCAAUGGUCUUCUCACCAGAAGCGAUAGAACAGAAGCUGUGUCAAUUCCAGUUGGAAUAAUCCCAGCAGGAUCUGACAACUCACUUAUUUGGACUGUUCUGGGAGUUAAGGAUCCUAUUUCCGCUUCAUUGUUGAUUGUUAAGGGUGGCUUUACAACCCUGGACAUAUUGGCUGUUGAGUGGCUCCAAUCCGGGCUAAUACAUUUCGGCACAACUGUUUCAUACUAUGGUUUUGUUAGUGAUGUCCUGGAACUUUCUGAGAAAUACCAGAAGAGAUUUGGCCCUCUUCGAUAUUUUGUGGCUGGAGUACUCAAAUUUUUGUGUCUACCAAGUUACUUCUAUGAGUUAGAAUAUCUUCCUUUGUCAAAGGACAUGGCUGGGCAUGCAAAAGGUACAGGACAAGACAAGGUUGAAUUGUCUGAUGUCUAUACAGAUGUAAUGCGCAGUCGAUCAAAAAGAGAAGGAUUUCCACGAGCUUCAAGUUUUUCAAGUAUUGACUCUAUCAUGACUCCAAGUCGGAUGUCUCUUGGGGAUUUCGACACAUCAGGUGGUACAGCGGCAAGCAGUGAACCGUCAGAGUAUGUGCGUGGUCUUGAUCCAAAAGCAAAACGGCUCUCUAUGGGCAGAAGCAACAUUGUUUCGGAACCAGAAGAAGUCCUACGCCCUCAACCUCAUCAUGCAUCAUACUGGCCAAGAACGAGGUCCAAAACAAGGACCGAUAGAAAUUCAGCAGGUGUCACAGCUUCUAACGAUACACGGUUAUCUUGGGCAGCCCCUUCAAUGCAUGAUAAGGAGGACAUUUCCUCGACAAUAUCAGAUCCAGGACCUAUUUGGGAUAAUGAACCAAAGUGGGACACUGGGCCAAGAUGGGACACAGAGCCAACUUGGGAGCCUGACCACCCUAUCGAACUUCCUGAGGCACCAGAAGAUAUAGAAAUCGGAACAUCUAUGGAACUUGUGCCAAAUUUGGAUGAGAAAUGGGUUGUCAGGAAGGGGCACUUUCUUGGUGUCCUAGUAUGUAAUCACUCAUGCAAAACAGUUCAAAGUUCCCAGGUUGUUGCUCCAAAUGCGAGCCAUGACGAUAACAGUCUGGACUUACUUUUAGUUGGUGGAAGGGGGAGAUGGAAGCUGUUGAGAUUUUUCAUACUACUGCAAUUUGGCCGCCAUCUUUCUUUGCCCUAUGUGGAAUAUGUCAAGGUGAAAUCAGUCAAGGUUAAACCUGGUGCAAACACCCACAAUGGCUGUGGGAUAGACGGCGAGCUCUGCCGCGUCAAGGGGCAGGUUGUCUGCUCCAUGCUACCGGAGCAGUGCAGGCUUAUUGGCCGGCAAUGUAAACAGUCUACCUAAGCACUAUAAACCUGUCGAGCUUCACGGGUUUUUGAGGCGUUGUAUGAUCUGUUGUUUACUUGUAACAGUUGAUUUUGAGUUGUCUAUAUUAUCGUUUACUUGCCGAUGAAGGUGCGGGUGACUGGUCGGUCGGACAAUGUUGUGACUUAUCUGUAUAUUUGAGUGAUUAUAGAGGGAUACCUCGAUCCUUUCUUA